AUGUAUUUUGUCUAUGUUUUUGUUUAUAUAACACAACCAAAUGGUUUAGAUCCAGAUAGUUCUGAUUGUUCUGUUGGAAAAACUUUUUAUACAUAUGAAUUAUUAAACAUUGAGAUGAUUGUUCAUAAACAUCCGAAAACUGUUAUAGGAGUUGGCAUGGUUGGUUUUAUUUGUUUUGUUCGUGUACACGCUGAUCUUGUAAAUAUCAGUUUUACAAAAGAUGUUGGAAUCUGCACCAAAACAACAUGGGAACUAAAAGCAAUAUCUUUCUACCACAAUGUAACGGGUAUAUUAAGAAAAGGAGAUGGUCGAGCACUAAUUGCUACUCAUGAAGUGGAAAAAUCAGGAUUAUCCUAUAUAAAAGUCAAUGUAACCAUUUGCUGUCCAGGAUUCUAUAGACAACACAAAGGAAUAUGUGAAACUUGUCCAGAAUUUACUUAUGGCUUGAAUUGUUCAAACAAAUGUAGAUGCCUUGCGUCUGAAAAGUGUAAUCAAACAACUGGAGAAUGUAAAAGGUGCAAUGAAAAUCCGGCUGAUACCAGGUGUGACGAAGAAACAAUCAACGGAACACCAGAAACUAGGAUAGAGUCAUCGUCGAUUUUUACAAUUGCUUCAUAUACAAGACUCUUCAAUCGACAAAAAAGGACAACGGAAUCAUCAGCAAAUACCAAACAAUUCGAUGUGAGUGUAUUCCCAACUGCAGAUGCAAGUAAACGGGACCCAAAACAAGCGUUACAAAGUGGCGAUAUUUCUACAUCAGUUGUUGCAGUAUUUGUGAUCAUACCACUUCUUGUGCUGAUCAUUAUCCUUGUUUUAUUAGUGAAAAGGUAUCAUGGUAGAUAUAAUUUCAAGAAACGUGGAACCACAGAAUCAGUUCACAAGUUGAUGAGUGAGAGCAGCCAUACAAUGAAACUAAUGAAUAAAAGCCACGAAUUAACUCAAGUUAAUACUAAUGAAGAGAUACUAAGGGGUGGUAGUUACAAAGACGUGGAUGGUAACCGAGUUUACAUUAGCAUGUACAAUGCUAUGAAUAUCGAUGUUCUUCACGAGGAUUCAGAUAUGGAAAGAAAAAGCAAAGAUCUACAAUACAUUAGCAUGCAUUUACAGUAUUUGUCUGAAAACAUGCGACAAUCUGUUCCAAAUGACCAUGACACUGUAGAAUCUAAAUAA
Molecule: messenger RNA, 1170 nt
Organism: Mytilus trossulus (common blue mussel)
Lineage: Eukaryota; Metazoa; Mollusca; Bivalvia; Mytilida; Mytilidae
Exons: 9
Coding region: 1-1170 (389 amino acids)
Source: RefSeq, a predicted model, not a curated record